Molecule: messenger RNA, 840 nt
Organism: Symbiodinium pilosum
Lineage: Eukaryota; Dinophyceae; Suessiales; Symbiodiniaceae
Source: the annotation of a GenBank genome assembly
GAACGACGCAAGCCGUGCACAAGUCCAGGCUAUUGCGAGGGCGGUGCACCGAGCUCUGGCCACCGCCUUGCCGGGUGCAGCCGUGGAGGCUUUCGCCACGGCAAACCCGGUGUCUGGAACCGCUUUUGGAGUGGCGGUUCCAGAGGUCGAGGUUGUGGUCACGCUGGAUGCCAAGGUGGCCUCCAGCGAGGGCGGCAAACUCCAAAAGUCGAUGAUCCGCACCUGUACGGAUCGCCUCGUUUCCCAGGGCUCCUUCAAGUUCAGGCGCAGCGCCUUCCGCGGACCAGAGCCGAAGGUGACUCUCAUUGCGCCAGCGGAAGAGGGCAGCAUCCCCUUCAACCUGGCCGUCAACGCCCCGACGCCUGGCCGUGCUGCGCUAAUCUUCGAGGCCGCGAGGCAGCUGAAUCCUUUGGCUGGGAAGCUGAUUCUGCUGGUGCGCCGCUGGGCGAAGGACCGCGGCAUCAGCCAUGCAGCGAAGGGUCACCUGUCUCCCUACUGCUGGAUGCUCUUGGCCAUCUACUACCUGCAAGUGGGCCUGGAUGAGGAAACUGGACCGCUCCUUCCUGCUCUUGGCGGCGUUCCUUCCGGCAAGAUGCCGGCAGCACUUGACUGUUCGGAGAAGAAGCCUGUGAGUGCUGCCCAGUUGUUCCAAGGUUUCAUGAAGUUCUACGCUGGCUUCGGCUGGGGCAAGGAGCUGAUCUCUGUCUGCAAGGGGAAGCGUUCCUGGCCAACUGCGGCGCGCCCAGCGAAUGUGCUCCUCCACGAGGAUGGCAAGACCAAGCAGCCCGGACCCAACAUUGAGGAUCCGUUCGAGACGACGUCGAACUUGGGCACUUGCAU